UUCACUAUCUUCUUUGCAUGGUUUCUACUUUCCUACAAACAAAAAAUAAACUGCCCUUUUAAUUCGUUGCAGCCAUGUUUGGAAAAAUUAAGGUUAGGGUAUUGGACUCGACCAAGUAUGCCAAGAAGCUCGGAGAAGAAGAUCCAAGACGAAUCUUUCAUGCCGUUAAGGUUGGAAUAGCAAUCACGUUGAUGUCUAUGUUCUACUACUUCAAACCUCUUUACCAUAGCUUUGAAGAAGCAGGAAUGUGGGCGAUUUUAACCGUUGUUGUCGUCUUCGAAUUCACAGUCGGAGGAACAAUUGCAAAAGGUCUCAAUAGAGGGGCUGCAACAUUAGUGGCUGCUGGAUUAGGGGUUGGAGCUGAAUAUUUGGGCAAUGCAUGUGGAAACAAAGGAGAGCCUAUUAUUCUUGGCGCUUUGGUUUUUCUUUUAGCGAGUGUAGCAACGUUUACAAGAUUUGUGCCACGAGUGAAGAGACGAUACGACUAUGGUGUGACGAUUUUCAUACUCACCUUCACUCUAGUCGCGGUCUCAGGGGCUCGAGCUUCUCAGAUUUGGAAAAUGGCGUAUGAGCGCCUCACCACCAUCCUCAUCGGCGGCGCCACCUGCAUGGUUAUAUCACUAUGCAUCUACCCAGUUUGGGCAGGCCAAGAUUUGCAUAAUCUCAUUGCUACUAAUAUAGGAAAGCUUGCUACAUUCUUAGAAGGUUUUGGUGGUCAAUUUUGUAAUUAUUCGGCUGAUGGUGAGGAUAAGUCAUAUCUCCAAAGCCAUAAAACAGUACUCAACUCAAAAGCAAAUGAGGAAAUAUUGGCGAAUUUUGCUUGGUGGGAACUUGGACACGGUCGUUUUAAGUUUAAUCAUCCAUGGAAAGUCUACUUGAACAUCGGUAGCCUAGUCCGGGAAUGUGCUUGCCAAAUUGAAACGCUUAGUGGUUGCAUAAAUUCAAAAUCUCAGGUUUUAUGCGAGUUCCAACAAAAGAUCCAACCAUCAUGUGUGGAAAUGAGCAUAGAAUCAAGUAAGGCACUAAGGGAAUUAGCUGAAGCAAUUAAAGAAACGAGAUUCCCAUCAGCAGCUGUUGAAAUUCAUCUACAAAACUCCAAAGCUGCAGCUGAGGAUCUGAAAAAAAUAAUGGAGAAUUCCUCACUUCCAACUAUAGCAGGUCUUCAAGAAAUUGUGCCAAUUCUUGUGAUAACAUCGGUGCUAAUCGACAUCAUUAAAUUCGUAGAGAAAAUAUCAACUUCUGUUGAAGAACUAUCGCAGAAAGCAGGCUUUAAACAAAGGAACAAACAAGCACAAGUGAAGCCAGUUCAUGAUCACGUUGUGAUAGAUGUUAUCGAGAUUAAGACAAAAUACUCACCGCCGCAGAUCUAGAAUAUUUCUUUUUAAUCAAUGCAUAAUUGAUUAGAAUGGUGUCUUAGUCCCCUAAUUGUCUAUUUUCUUGCAAUUAUGUGAGGGAUUUUAAUGUAAUUUUUCCACUUGUAUAUAAAAUUGUUAGGAAAAUUGGCCUAACUAAUUUGGUGGUUGGAGCAUCAACAACACGGCCAUCUAUGUUGGAGUGGGAAAGAUCGAAGAGCUUGUGUGCACACUUUUGUUCUAAUUUAUUAUAGAAUAAAAACAUGAUUAAAAUUUUUAGUCUUGUAUA
Salvia splendens (bonfire salvia) is the source of this 1641-nucleotide messenger RNA. Its product is annotated as aluminum-activated malate transporter 8. The record is from RefSeq and is a predicted model, not a curated record. The transcript has 6 exons. NCBI's taxonomy places the organism in Eukaryota, Viridiplantae, Streptophyta, Magnoliopsida, Lamiales, Lamiaceae. The coding region runs from base 75 to 1370 and encodes 431 amino acids. Gene Ontology annotation, biological process: malate transport.